CGAGCAGCUCGCCUCGACUAUCGAGGAUUUGGAGAAAGAGUCGGAGGAAAAGACGAGCUCGAUGCUUCUCGCGGAGGACAUCGAGGAGAACAGGAGAGCGACCAUAGCCCUGGAAGAGCAGGAAAAGGAGUUGCAGGGGAAGCGGGAGCGUUUGCGAGAAAGAGCCGAAAAGGUGUCAAAAGAAAAGGAGGAACUGAGGCAGUUAAAACGGGAUACUGCUAAGGAGCUGCAAGAAAAUCAGGCCCAAAAGCUGCAAGCCAUCCAACAUGCAAAGGAAGAGGAAGAAAAAAUCGAAAAGCUAGAAAAGAGCAUUGAAGAACUGACGAAACGGUAUGAAGGCCUGCUCGAAGAAAGACAAGAAGAGCACCGGCGUAGACGGCAGGCCAAACUAAACCGGGAGAGCAGUGCAAAGAUGCCUGGAAAGUUUGAGGACGCCGAUCGACGCCGUGAAUGCCGUAGAGCAGAGUACCUGAGAGACGAAAAACCUCGACUUAAAGCUGAACUGAAAGAAAUCGAUCGCUCAAAUCUGGAACUGCAGAAGGACAUAAAGGAGGAGAAGACUCGUAUCCUGCACCUCUCCGAAGAGCUGAGGCAGAAGAAGACAGAGCUGGAAGACAUCACAGCAGAAACAGAAAGAUUGGUAAAAACAUUCACACGUUUAGAGCGUUAG
Puntigrus tetrazona (Sumatra barb) is the source of this 670-nucleotide messenger RNA. RefSeq names its product oxidized low-density lipoprotein receptor 1-like. NCBI's taxonomy places the organism in Eukaryota, Metazoa, Chordata, Actinopteri, Cypriniformes, Cyprinidae. The transcript is spliced from 5 exons. Bases 62 to 670 code for a protein of 202 amino acids. The record is from RefSeq and is a predicted model, not a curated record.